GUUCUGUAAUUCGCAUUGAAUUUUGACAGAUGGCGGGAAAAUAUGUCAUUGGUGAUUCGGAAAGCGAACAACCCAGGUUCUUGUAGAGAGGACUAACAGUCCAGAAAAGCUUCUUAUAGACCACAGUAAAAUGGAUUCAGGCUUAGAAGAAAAAGGAUCAAACAAUAGUUCAGGUUCUGAAACACCUAUGGAUACAGCUGAAGGUUCAAGUGACUCCAAAAGUCCUAAACGUAGUAAAAAUGAUAAGGUACUAGAUUCUGACUCUAGUAGUCCAUGGUCUGACUUUCCCAGCUUGAGUGAAGAUGAUUCAUCUGAGGAAGAAGACAUUGAGGAAGGUGAACGCACAAGUCAGAUUCAACUGGACAGAUUGUUCUGGUAUCUUUAUUCUAGGUUAUUGAAAGAUAAAACAUGUUUAAAUGACAUUUACACAGACCUUUUUGCUAAUCCUGGACUUUAUGACAAGUUUAAAUUCAUCAAGAAAAUCAUGAAUGCUUGUGAGUUUGGACCAACCUUUGAUACUUUUUGUUUUUCCCUGCCAAGGCCAGAUAAUAUGGAGAACGAUUUCAGAAGAGCUGUUCACAGCAUGAAAGAGCUUCUAAAGAAGUGUCAAGAUGGGUCUGUUACAACAACUUGUAUGAAUUCUUUAGAUUUUCCUUCGGAGUCAUCCAAACAAAUGGCGGAAAAAUUAUUGCAGAAGUUAAAGAAGAAACUUGAAAGAGAACCAGUUGAACAACCCAAACAAGAUAAAGCUCUUCGUGAACAAACAAAGAAGGCUGAACAAAUCACAGAUAAGGGGGUCAAUGGUACUAAAAAUGAUGAUCAGGACACAAGUUUUAAAGAAAAAGCUUCCUCCAAUGCAUCAAAUACAAGUAAAAAAGAAACCAGUUCCAAAAAUAAUACUAGUUGCAAGGAAGACAAUACCAGUCAAAAGGCCGCAAAUUCUCAGGAUCAAGAAAAGAAGGUAAAUGGUUCUAAAACAAAUGCUGGUUCCUAUUCUGAAAAUGAUGAUCUAAAGGACACCAGUUCUAAAGAAAAAGCUACAUCCAAAGCAUCAAAAACUAGUAAAAAAGAAACCAGUUCCAAAAAUAAUACUAGUUCCAAGGAAGAUAAUGCCAGUCAAAAGGCCACCAGUUCUAAGGAUCAAGAUAAGCAGACACCAGAUGAUCCAGAUGCAGAACAUGAUCAGAACGAGGAAAGCAUAGACGAAAACCAGGAGGAGCACAAUGAUUCAGACUGGGAUUAUUAUGGAGCUGAAGAGGAGUUUGAUGAACUUACAGAGGAUCAAAAAAUAAAUAAGAUUCUUGCAAAUAGCUUCCCACAUAAUAUAAUUUAUUUGCUGUCGGAUGGAAAAACAGAUAUUAUACCAUCUUGGUGUGGUCAGAUACAGGUUCUUGUCAAUCCUGUCAAUAAAAUAUUGUCCUUUUUGAUGUAUGAUUAUGUACCAUUGUAUCCAGAUGAUAUAAGAGGAGCGAUAUUAAAUGGAAUGUCAGCACCAGUUGUCCGUAGAAACAUUGCUAAGGAACUUGAGAAGUUUGAAUGUUGCAGACUGUUAAGGAUGGAUGUUCCACUAAAAAGCUUGGAAGAAUUGUUUGUAGUUCAGCCAAAUGAUAGGGAGUUCCUCAUAUAUUCAAAAUUGACUCCUCCUGCAAAAUUUUAUCAGAGAUAUAUCAGUGUCAGUUGCAGGGAUGGAAAUAAUUGGAGUGAAAGGCAGCCAUUUUUACCUUUUGAAGGUCAUUCGUUUUCCGAUUGUUCAAGAAAGUAUAUGCUCAUUUUUGGUGGAGAAGUUUCAGAGAUGUCAGACAUCAUGGCACAGAUAAUUGCAUGUAGACCAGAACAAAAAAUAUGUACUGAACCAAAGGGAAAAAUUACUAUGGUGGAUCUAAUAGAAAAAUUAAAUGAAAAUGAUGAUCCAGAAAAUUCCAGUGCAAUUAACACUCACUCUAGAGAGGAGGAGACUGAGCAUCAAAAUAUAGAUGUUAAUAUAAGGCACAGGAACAAUAUAUUGGACAUGUUGAUUAAGUACGAAAUUAUCAAUGAAGAUCAGGGUGAAAAAAUUAAACAGAAUGUGGAUUUGAAACAAAAAAAGCCACAAAAUAAGAAGAUAAACAACUUUCUUGACAAGCUAGAUCUUGACCCAUGUUUGAAGGAUUAUGUCAAUUUUGGAUGUGAAGAUGUCAGCAAAUUGGAGAAGCACUUGACAAAAAAAUUAGAAGCUGGAGAAUAUGGCCAUGAAAUGGAGAGCUUGAUGUUGAAAUAUCCAGAAAGAUACAACUUUGAUGAUAUAACAGUUGCUGAAUUCCUUAAUGCAGAAAAAAAGGAUAAAAGCUAUAGGACUCUUUUUUAUUCCUUUUGCAGGUCUGAACCAGAACAAUGCGACUGCACGUGGCACUGUAAGGUAUGCAAGCAGUGCCAGGAUUGGAGAUCUUGGCAUUGUUCAAACUGCAACAAAUGUGCAUAUGGCAUAUCAAAUUCCAUAUGUGAAUAUUGUGGCUAUAAGAGUUCUGGAAAAUUUAUUCUUCAGCCUGAUUCAUAUCACACAGAAAAAAUAGAAGCAUAUGAAGGAAUGUAUACUUGUAAUAAAAUAAAAGACCACUGGAAUUUAAAGUUGUCCAUAGAUGAUGUCCCUGAUUGGACAAAAGAGGUGAAAGUUGAUGAUGAAAGUUCAGGAGACUUCAAGCUAAAAGAUUAUAUAAACAGGGAUGACCUUGGAAUAGUUAACCUUUGGGCAUUGGCUAUAGGGUUGUCUGGUAGUGGUCCAAGGAGGCACAUUGGUCGUUUCUUCACUGAGUAUUUUAGAUAUCAAAUUGCAGAAAAUAUUCCUCUGAUUGUGUUACAUUAAUAAAUGUUAUGUAUCUGUAUAGAGAGAAAACAUUUGAAUAGGAGCUACUGGAAAUGUACAUUCUUUUGGGAAAUUGGAUAUUUGUUACAUUUUCUUAGAAAUUUUUUAUUUGUGUUCUAUAGAUUUUUUGUUAUUUAUCAUUCUUUGCUACCACAAAAAAGUGUUUUGUAUAUCAAUUUGCUUACUUCUAUAUAUAUAUAUAUAUAUAUUCUUUACUGUAAGAGCAUGUUGAUUCGUGAAUAAUUAAUAUUAGUGCUAGGAUUUGGUUUAAAAAUUGUAAAUAUUGUGUAGUGUGAAUUUACAUCAAAUUAUUUUAUUUCCAAGCUGGAGUUUUGUUGCAAUGAUGUGGAUCAUCUACAAAAAGUUAUGAGAAAAAUAGAGUGUUCAUUUUUAUGUUUGUGCUAUUUUGUAAAAAUAGCAUUAUUGAUGAUGUAGAUUUAGUUUUGAAAUUUUCCUAGAAAAUUGAGAAUCAGGUUACAGCUAGUGUCUGAGUGAAAACUCUUAUUUUUUUGUAAAUGUAGUCAAUAUCUAAAUAAUGUUCAAGAAAUUAUGUAGCUUUCUGUUAUAAGUACAGCUAGUGCUUCAGUUAUCUAAAUCAUACAUGUUUUUCCGUUUUGAUUUGGUUCUAAUUGUACAGUUUGUACAUGUGGUGUUUUCCUUGAAAAAUUUAGUUUAUUAUUUUGACAUUGAUCUUUGACAAAUAGGUAGUAUAUAUAUAAAGUUGAAGAAGAAAAUUUUAAUGCUUAAGUAAAAUGGUAAUUAUUUUUUUUUUAUAUAAAGCUUGGCAAAAAAGAUUUUUUCAAAAUUUCAAUACAGUUAUAGUGGGUUACUUCCCCUUAAAUUAAUGAUUUGUACAAGGAAUACACAAACAGUGUUCUGCAAAUGGUCCAGCAUGAUAAAUGAUUUGCAAAGUGGUUUUACUACCUUGUUAAUGAGAGGACUUACCGGGUAACCCACAAUUGUAAAUGAUAUUUCAAAAGUUUACACAAGAAGAAACCUUAAUUGGUUACAAUUUCAUUAAAAAUAGAUUUAUUACCAAAGACAUAUAAAACCUGUUUUAGUUUCUUCCAAUGUUAUUGAAAUAUGAUAAUAUAUAUGAGUUAUAAGUUUUGAUUUUAGGUGAAAAUUUCUUGAUAAUAUACAAAUAACUUGUAUGUACAUGGAAUGUUUAUUAUACAUUUCUGUUGUGAACAUUUUAAGCUUUACAUUUGACAUGGCUAAUUUAUUUACAUAAAAAAAAAACUUCACUUUUAU
Mytilus trossulus (common blue mussel) is the source of this 4093-nucleotide messenger RNA. RefSeq lists its product as uncharacterized. NCBI's taxonomy places the organism in Eukaryota, Metazoa, Mollusca, Bivalvia, Mytilida, Mytilidae. Bases 131 to 2839 code for a protein of 902 amino acids. The record is from RefSeq and is a predicted model, not a curated record. The transcript has 3 exons.